AUGACCGAAGGGUCGGUGCCAAAUGCCAAGCCACUUCCCAUGAAGGAGUUUCAGGCGAAGCCUUUGUUCUUAUGGUAUGAUUACUUCUCUGUUCCCCAGCUGGAAGAGCGGAAGUCCUACACCACAGAUGAGAGGGAUGGCUCCCAGCAGGCCAGAGCCAUCAAUAGCAUCCCUAGCUAUGUGGCAAGGUGUCGCUUCUUCCUGGCUCUUUGUCCUGUGCUGGACUGCCCCUCUGAGGCCAAGGUGCUUUCUGCUGCGACGUGGAGCCGACGCGGAUGGUGCCGAGUAGAAAGGGCUGCGCGUGAGCUCUCUCGCGACAGCUCCUGGAUUUUGAUCCAGAGUGAAACCUCCAUGGAGGUCGUCGGCACAGCGAUUUCUUUCGGCAGCGGAUGCGUUGGGGAAGGCGAGUUCACAGUUCCAGAAGAUCGCCAGAAGUUAGCGCCAGUGAUGCGCAGCAUAGUGCAGCAAAAGCUGAGGCACUGUUUGCAAUCGGGCGACCUGCCAGCAUUCAGAAGCUUGGAGAUUGAUCCCAUUGUCCUGUUGCCUGACAGCCGCACGGACUCCACGACCAACUUCCUGCUGCAGAAUGGCCUCAAGCAGCGCAGUCGAGCAGAUCGUGCAGGGUGGUCCCCGGUGCACUACGCGGCACUGGCCGGUGACACCGAGGUGCUCCGCAACCUGCUAGACAAGAAGGCCAAGGUUAACGUACGCACACCGAAGGAUGAGCCUGCUUUGGGCUUUCCGCCCUGGAUGUCAGCACUGGACCUGGCCCUCUUCUUCAAGCACCAUGAGGCCGUCCGGCUGCUGCUGGCUGCCAAGGCCCAUGUUCAGGGCGGGUUCUUAACGGCCAUGAACUGGGCAGCCCAAUCAGACAAUGUUGAGGGCGUGCGAAUGGUCUGCGCAGCAGGUGGUAGCCCCCUUGCCCCAAACCUGAUCGGAACCACACCCAUUGCCAUUGCAGCUGGGAUGGGGGCACAAGAUGCACUGGAUGAACUGGUGGAACAGGGCUGCCCGGAUCGGCUACAGCUGUCCCAGGCGCUGCAUGCUGCAGCAGGCCUGCGAGGUGGUUCUGCGCAGAUGGUCCAUCACCUCAUCGGCCUUCGGGCUGAUGUAGACUUCCAGUGGAGUGUCCCACGAGACCUAAGUCGAGUGGGCCGGCUUAUCUUCAAAGUGAAGUCACUGCAGCACCAGUUCGGCCGACCUUCCCUUUUCACGGCCUUUGCUCACCACAUGCAUAGCAGCACAGCGCUGAUGCAGGCAUUUCGCACCAGUCAGCAUGAAGCUGCCGCAGCCCUGAUUGCAGCCGGUGCCAACUUGAAUGUCCGAAAUUCCCGCAACUGGAUAGCAGCCGACUUUGCACACGGAGGGUCCAUCCCAAGCUACGUCCAAAAGGGCCUGGCCGGAGACUUAUCCGAGUGCCGCAGGGUGGCCUAUCUGGCUCUUGCGGACGACCGCUGUCUGGUCUCCGUAUCAUUGUAG
Molecule: messenger RNA, 1479 nt
Organism: Symbiodinium pilosum
Lineage: Eukaryota; Dinophyceae; Suessiales; Symbiodiniaceae
Source: the annotation of a GenBank genome assembly